GGUGCUGUGAGUAAACCAGUUAACAUAAAGAUUCAUAUGUAUGUUGACGAAAGGCUAAUGCCACCAUCUACUAAAGCCAAUGAUGGAUACAUUCUAAGUCCUCUCUAUGUCUUUGAACCUCAUGGAUUAACAUUUUCCAAACACAUGCAAGUGCAUUGUCUUCCUCCAGUUGAUUCUAAAGGAUGGCAUUUGUCACUGAUGAGAGCAAUGUGUGAUACUUCCACUUUAUCUCAAUUGUGGGAGCCACAAGCCAUAGUAACAUAUAAUUCUGAUUUGGACGAAGUGAAUGUGGAGGACGCAGACUGUAGGUGUGACCUUACUAGUGGGACUUUGAGUGUAAAACACUUCUGUUGGCAUCGGUGGGUUGGAAUGCCUGUUGAUGUGUUUCUGGCUACAAAAACUAUGAUGUUUUCUGUGUUUGGUUACGGGCACAGUCCUUCAUCAAAUAUUUGGAAUCUCACUAUCCAUUGCCAUGAUAAUUGUCACGAGGUUAUUGAGAAAAUGGAACGCGAUGAGAGUAGUCUAUCUCCAAGUCGUUCUUACUUGUGUCUAAAUAAAGAAAUGAAAAUGAAGUUUGAAAACAAUAUUGAAUUUAAUAUUACACAUGGUGAUUGGAAAGCUACUUCACAGCUACCGGUAGUAGCUGCUGCUCAGUUUUGGCACAAAUGGAUAGGCUUGGACGUUACUGUGGAGUUUGAGCAUGGUGAUGAGCAUCGUACAAACGAGUGUAUUGCAGAUAUUAGCCAGGGUGAUCAAUCGGUUGCACUGGUAAUGUAUCCUCGUCUUGUUUGGGACAGUCCAGAAAACAGAGAGGUGAAUGUAUGAAGUAUUAUGUCACAGUCACUGGAAACACAGGCAACUUGCAAAUGUACAUGCACCUAAUAACAUAGUGAUUGUAGCUGAGAAAGUUGGUCAUCGUUGGAAAAGGCUUGUGCUGAUAUUAACAGCCGAGUUUUUUAUGAACAAAACGAGGUCGAUAGAAAUGGAAAACAGAGAUGACUGUUUCAUGCAAGUUGUAACAGAAUUGAAUAUGUGGACUGAUCAAUUUGGUAACACAGCCAACCAUGCAACAAUGAUCAGGGCAAUGUGUGCCAUUGGUUGCAGGUCUCUGGCUGAAGAUGUUUUCAGUUGCAGAUUGGUAGAGCUUGUCUGCCAACAUUAAUGAUUGUUUUUGUGUGGACUAAAUAUGUAGCAAGCAACAAGAAGACUAUUUUGUUAUGACAAUGUACAGAUAGAAAUCAACUCUAUGACAAUACGUUUACAUCUUGAUGUAUACGAAGCACAAAAAUAUGACUUCUAACUAGACAAUUUGUAAUUGUAAAAUUUCUGUUGAAGGAAUAAACUGAAAUGUUAAG
Corticium candelabrum is the source of this 1355-nucleotide messenger RNA. RefSeq lists its product as uncharacterized. NCBI's taxonomy places the organism in Eukaryota, Metazoa, Porifera, Homoscleromorpha, Homosclerophorida, Plakinidae. The record is from RefSeq and is a predicted model, not a curated record. Bases 37 to 825 code for a protein of 262 amino acids. The transcript is spliced from 4 exons.